AAUGAUCCCAUAUAUCUUGGUCGCGCUUUUUGUGGCUGCGGUCAACAGCCAGAUUGUAACUCCGGGGAACUGUCCACAGGUGACUGUUGUGGGAAAUUUCAGUCUAGAACUUUAUCUUGACCGGUGGUAUCAGUACUCAAGUUAUCCUGGUCCAAAUGAACUUGGAAGAUGUGACUACGUUGAUUAUUACGACAACUCGUUCGGGAACGUUGCAGUUUUUGAGGCCACUAUAAACAAUACUAAUAACCAACAACAAUUUGUGACUGGACGCCUUGAGUACAGCAGCAGUGUCACUGAUGGAAAGCUUCUCAUUUCCUACCCAUUGUUGAGUGAAACCCGUUAUGAUUACUGGGUCUUGGGAGUUGACUAUGCCAGUUUUGCUGUUGUAUUUUCCUGUUCCAGUGACGGCGUGGAAGCUCGACAAAACUCGUGGGUGAUCACUCGGGAGCAGUAUCCAUCCCCGGAAGUUUUGAACGCUGUUCAGGAUGUGAUUGAUCAGAAUGGACUCCCCAACAGAUAUGUCAACACUGUUCAAACUGACUGCGUACCUUUCAUACCACCUGGGCAGGUUUAGACCACUGCGAUCAAAUUUAAAUAAUAAAUUUAAUUCGUGCU
Neocloeon triangulifer is the source of this 615-nucleotide messenger RNA. Its product is annotated as lazarillo protein-like. The record is from RefSeq and is a predicted model, not a curated record. The transcript has 5 exons. Bases 2 to 574 code for a protein of 190 amino acids. Lineage: Eukaryota; Metazoa; Arthropoda; Insecta; Ephemeroptera; Baetidae.